AUGGCGGGGACCGCGGCGGCCGCUCCUCCCACCCGCGGGGAACUUUCCGCUGCCGCCGCGGAUGCUGCCUCCUCCCCUCCGCGGCGGACCCCGGCGCUGCCCGGCCCGGGGCUGCUGGGGCUGGGGCUGGGGCUGCUGCUCUGCUGCGGUGCCUUUGCUGGACCAGUUGUUGAUCCACAUGUAACAGCAGUUUGGGGGAAGAAUGUCACACUGAAAUGCAUAAUUGAAAUAAAUGAAACAAUAACACAAAUCUCAUGGGAGAAGGUACAUGGUAAAAGUACACAGACCAUUGCUGUUCAUCAUCCUGAAUAUGGGUUUUCUGUUCAAGGAGAAUACCAAGGAAGAGUGUCAUUUAAGAACUACUCACUUACUGAUGCAACUAUCAUCCUAAACAAUAUAAGCUUCUCUGAUUCAGGAGAAUAUGUAUGCAAAGCAGUUACAUUCCCACUAGGAAAUGCUCAGUCAUCAACAACCGUAACUGUAUUGGUUGAACCCAUUGUGACCCUAACAAAGGGACCAAACUCUUUAAUAGAUGGUGAAAAUCAGACAGUAGCAGCUAUUUGUACAGCAGCCGCUGGAAAACCUGCUGCAGAUGUUGAUUGGGAAGGAGGUCUUGGAGAAAUGGAAUCCAGUUCUACUUCAUUUCCAAAUGAAACUGUGACAGUUGUCAGUCAGUACAAACUCAUACCCACCAAAUUUGCCAGAGGAAGACGCAUAACUUGUGUUGUGAGGCAUCCAGCUUUGGAGAAGGAGAUGAGAUAUCCUUACACAUUGGACAUACUAUAUGCCCCUGAAGUUUCAGUAACUGGGUAUGAUGGAAACUGGUUCAUUGGAAGAGAGCAUGUUCAGCUCCGAUGUAAUGCUGAUGCAAAUCCACUGCCCAUGGAAUUUACGUGGACCAGGUUGGAUGGGCAAUGGCCUGAAGGUUUAAUGUCUUCAAAUAAUACUCUGCAUUUUAACAGUCCAUUGACUUACAAUUAUACUGGGACUUAUGUCUGUAAGGUGACCAAUUCCCUUGGACAAAGAAGUGAUCAAAAGGCGAUCUACAUAUUAGAUCCUCCUACUACUACUACCCGACCACCUACGGUUCCAUGGCAUCCUUCAACUGAUGGCAUCACAGGUUUAGCAACAGAACCAAAACUAAUACAUUUUCCAACAUCAACCUUGCCAGCAAUGCAGGAAGAUAAUUGGGGUAUCAUCAUCGCUAGUGCAGUGGGUGGGGCUCUCUUUCUGAUACUUGUAAGUGUUUUGGUUGGAAUUAUCUGCUAUAGGAGAAGACGGACGUUCCGUGGUGACUACUUUGCUAAGAACUACAUUCCACCAUCCGAUAUGCAAAAAGAGUCUCAAAUAGAUGUUCUCCAAUCAGAUGAUGUGGAUUCUUACCCUGACAGUAUAAAAAAAGAAAUAAAACAUCCAGUGAACAGUCUAAUAUCAAAAGAUUAUUUAGAAGACCCAGACAAACCAGAGUGGAACAAUGUAGACAAUAUUAACAGGUACCAAGAACGGUAUGAAAGACCAAUGGAUUAUUAUGAAGGAGGAACACUGGGAAUGAAGUACAUGGUUGGCGAAUGUUAUGAUGACAAUGAAGAAGACUUUGUGUCACAUGUAGAUGGCUCAGUAAUCUCCCGGAAGGAGUGGUAUGUGUAGUAACCACUGAUACCUUAACUUGAUUCAUACAGUUCCAUUCAUUAGUUGAUCAUUUUCAGGUUGUUUAUAUUUUUACUUGAGGAAAAACAAGCUUUUUGAAGUUGAUUUUCAAGCUUUUGAUAUUGUAAAAAUCUGGGUUAAAUGUAUCUGAGCUGCUUUAUGAUUUUUCAAUGCUGUACUACUGUCUUUGAAAAUAUUGGAAUUUUGAUGCAUAAUGCUUUAUUCGUCUACAGCACAUGUAAGAACCAAGUGCUAAAUUAAAGUUACCAUACAACGUUAGAAUUAAAAAGCAACUGUCUUGGCUUUGUAAUUUAAAAACUGUUUACCUGAGACUAUGAUCAAGUAUAAUCUUUGUUAAGCAUAUGGUUUUUUAUAUAUAUAUAAUAUCACACACACAUUUUAGACAAAAACAAGUGAGUUAGUCUUAAAGCUGAAGUUUAUCUAAGGUAAAUUCAAUUCUUAAGUAAUUUUUACCAUGCAAAAACAUGGAUUUGCUUAAAUCUGUUUUUUCAAAGAUAUGUUUUACUUUUCUACACAAAAAUGAACACCUCUUUGUUUUAAUGAGCCUUCCUGUAAUAUGAUGUGCAUAGUUAGUGGUAACUUUUAAAGAAAACAUGUUGCAUUGAAAAAGUUAGAAUUCUCAGUGAAGGAGUUUUAGAGGAAUAACAAUGAAUAUAUGGAAGGUUUUGUCUUGUAGUUGAUUUUUGAGAACCAUUUUUUUUACACUACAGUUCAUUUCCAAAAUGUACUAUUAGUCUGUGUACAGAAUUUGUCAGUUAUAGGCCUGUAUUUCACAUGAGAUCAAAAACUGAUUCUCGAACUUAAAGAGAGAGAACUUUCAACUAGAAAUGAGAUGAUGCCUGGAAAGUUUUCACUGAGGAUCGGGAAAUACAAGGUUUGGUCUCAAUUAGAUAAAAAUUCUAAGCAUAUGAGGGAAACGAAUGGUGUUAAUAUAGCUAAGAUAUACAAGUUUAAGAUUCUAGCAGAAUACAGCAUAACAUAGUGUGCAGAACAUUAAAAGGUAUAGGGCAAAUUUUUACAAUCUUUUGUGAUUACAUCACCGCUUUUAAGAGUUCAGCAUACUUUUUUUUUCUUUUAAAACAUGUAUGGAAAGGGUUAAUGUAAAAAAAAGUGCUAUUUAAAAUAAAGCAAGUAGGGAAAUAUUGCUAUUUAAUGCUGUUAAAAAUAAUUUGUACAAGCACACAGUGGAAUCCCCAGAACAGCAGUUGUAUGUAUUACUCAGUUGGGUUUGUUUGUAUUGCAUUGGUUUGCUUUGUUGCAAAUAAGCAAGUGGAACUGUUGACUAAAACAGUAAGCAGUCUUGUAGCUAGGAGAAGGAGAUGGUUACUAGAAAUGAAAUUGCAUGCUUGGAAGUCGAUUUCAAGAGCUGGAACAACCUUGCCUCUUCUUCAGUAGUAGGUUCACUACCUCAGCUUUGCAAAUGAAUAGAAUGGAAUCUGAAUGAAGUUAAUUCAGAAUCUAGUCUGACAGCAGUUAAAUUGUAAGAAUUUAGAGAUGAUAAACAGUUCUGUGGUGAAAUUCAUAUUUUAAGCUUUCAACUUGACAUGCAUGAGUUUAAAAACUCUUAUCCAGGAAAACUUGCCUGAAUGUUGAAGUCCAGAAAUGAAAAAACUUGGUGGGGCGCCGGGGGUGCGGAUGGGGGGAGAGAGGAGAUUGCCACACAGAUAACAAUUUUACAAGCUUGGGCCAGAAUUUUAAGGAUGCUUAAUGGCUACUUGUUUGAAUGUUUCCUUUAGUAGUAAAAACACUGCAAAACGACAGAGUAUUUAAAGCUUUACAGUAGAUACACUAUCUAUAUUAGGCUUUUGACACUAGUCUGUGGUUCCAGAUGACUGCAUGCCUUCAAAAAUGAAGGGUAGACUAGUAAAUUCGUAUAAAGAUUGCAACGGUUUCCUAAGGCUAGUUGCGUUCAUAAUUGAGAGUUAUGAGAGAUGUGUAUUAAAUUAAUUGACCAAAGUCUCAACUUAGCACAAUAGCAAGGGGGUCAUGCUCAGGUGUAAACUCAUGCAAAUGAAUUCUUAUAACACACGUGUCUACUCCAAAGCCCACUGAAGUAAGUGGAUCAGAUUCUACAUAUAGAACUUCUUGUCUCUGAGAGAUAAUUUAACUUAAGAGAACCUUUAACUGUAAACUUGAUGUCCAUGUGAGACAAUUUGGGCCUUCGGUAGGUUUGGUUUUUGUAACAAGUUGAGAUUUAGAGAUGGGUAUUCCCUAUCCUCUUAAGUGUUCUUCACCAUCUUAAAUUAUUAAACUUUGAGUUAAAAUUUUUAAACUGAAGAGGAUGGUGAUAAAGACUCCAAAAACGUUGCAGUGUUUCCUACUUGAUGUAUGUUUGCUGUAAAUAGAGAAUUGAUUGUAAG
Molecule: messenger RNA, 4028 nt
Organism: Gopherus flavomarginatus (Mexican gopher tortoise)
Lineage: Eukaryota; Metazoa; Chordata; Testudines; Testudinidae
Gene: NECTIN3
Product: nectin cell adhesion molecule 3
Exons: 6
Coding region: 1-1647 (548 amino acids)
Biological process (GO): homophilic cell-cell adhesion; heterophilic cell-cell adhesion; symbiont entry into host cell
Cellular component (GO): adherens junction; apical junction complex
Source: RefSeq, a predicted model, not a curated record